GAAAAGGCGAGUUUGGGUGUGUCUGUGGGGGGGGGGGGGGUGGGGGCGGACUGCCCUGGUGGCCUGUGUGUGUACCAUCGUAUUCCAGGGGCCCUUUUGAACAGGAGUUAAGCUUGUGGUGAAGCUAUAGUGAAGCGUCUGUGUGUGUGUGUGUGUGAGUGAGUGUGGCAGUUGCUAGAAUAGCUGACAGGUUUGAGGUGACUGCCCUGACCUUGAAUAGGGUUCAAUAUGAACGUAAGGUGAUUGGCUGAAGUAGAAAAUGUGUCUGCUUUGCUAAAAGUAAUGUAUUUUAAAAUGUGGCUGUGUUUUCUGGAUUUUACUUCCAUACUUGUCCCUAGUUCAAAGUGAUGUCUCUGGUUGGUGUAUUUUUAAGCUAGCAUGCUAUCGCUCCUGCCCCUCAGAUGUGUUUACCACGUUACUCCAAAAAUAAGGAGCUUAACCUUAUUGCUCACGCCUUAUUAACCCAUCCAGCACAUGUGCCUGGAUUUUGAACCUCAGGCACUUGUGUUGAUGCUGUUUAAAAUCAGCACAGUUGGAGAUUUUAACUUAAGGGCACAGUUUUCUUCAUAGGUUUUGCUGGUGUGGGAUGAGGCAUUUUCUUUUGAAGUUUGAUCGCAUUUUCAUAUCCACAAGAGGAAACCAUAUCCAUCCUAUAGGCUUACUAAACUGGCGCUGGAUUAAGUAUGAAUUGUUUGUAUUUGCUUAAGUGUGCACACUUCCUCUGUGUUAUUUCCUUGACAUUAGAGCAGCUGCUGUAACCGUUGAUCUCACCACAGACAAGUUGCAGAGUUGAAUUCAGGUCAUCAGAGUCACAUAGAUGUUAUCAAUAGCAAAAUCCAAACUACAAUGCACUGCUUUAGAAGAAAUUGUUAGCAAACUCUCAAAUACGUAGGUAAUAACUUUAUUUCCAUAUUCAGGAAAUUAGUUUUGGUGUGCGUGUGUCAUUCUAAGCCAGGGUAUCUAACACAAACUAACCCACACAACACAAGCAAACCCACGUGAUACAAGGCUAUCUCACGCAACACAACCUAACCCACACAGCUCAAGCUAACUCACAUAACACAAUUUAACCCACAUAAAACAAGCUAACCCACACACUGCAAAGAUAGCCCAUAAAUGAAAGCAAACUCACAUAACACAAGCUACCCACAAUGCAAAGCUAACCCAAACAAUACAAAGCUAGCUCCCACAACUGAAAGCCAACCUGUAAAACAAAGCUAACCCACACAGCACAAAUCUUACCCCCACAACGCAAAGCUCACACACAAGAAAACAAACCACAAGCUACCAUAUCUCAAAGUAUUUUUUAAUCAUGCGCAUUUUGGGUUAUAAAAAGUAAUGCCGGAGUGCUUGUGUAACCUGUGUACAAUCUGUCCAUGUGCAAAAAAGCACACUCCCACAGAAACAAACACACAGACAGUCGCAGUGCUUUAGUUAGCACAACCCUGUGUGUCUCUGUUUACACAUCCAAAGGGCUGGCGCUGGAACAAGAGCCACACAAAUGUGGUUUAUCCAGGGCCUCUCUGUCUCUCAGCCACCUGCCCUUCCAUUCAGUGGUGACCUUGGUGCUUAUGAGGAGGCAAGGCUUGACCUACAUCCACCCCCUAACAGGAACUACAACCCCCACCAGCACCACCUCCUCCCCCACCCACACACCCCCUUCCACGUCACCAAAUAAAGGAACCGGUAUUUUUCAGGUCGGUCCUCUCUGAUUUUGUUUUGAACAUUCACAUUUCUUUCUCUAAUAAAAAAGCGUCUGCAUUCCGAGGUUGAUGCAUUUUAAUGUUAAGCAGGAGGACUAAAGCAAAUCGAAUGAAAAGUAGUACACUUCAGGUAUGGGGAAAAAGUGAAAAAUGUGCAAUGGUUGUGUACCUAUUGUAGAUUAGUGGCUAUUCAACAGUAUGAGCCAUCUUUUCGAACAUGGUCAUGAUUCAGCUGUGUCUAUGACGUAUUUCGUGCCAUACAAAAAAUGAACAGUUGAAACGUGCCAUUCCUUGCUUGGAUAUUAAAUAAAUGUAGUGCAAAUGUCCCUGUGUAUCUGAAGCUGUUCUUGUAGGGAUGUGGAGCAGCAGGCUACAUGACUCUUCUCUGAGGCGCUAACGUGUGUACGCUAGGUCAGCAUUAGCACGCAGAGGCUUAGCACUGACCGGUGGGAGUUUAGCAAUGGGUUAGCCCAGCUCCAAUUUGACUUCCUAUUUUUUAUUUAUUUUAGUCGAGUGUCAAGGGACAACUUAUGUAAGUUGUUUCACACACAACCCACACAAAGCAGCGAGCAUCUGUUGCGGCCGCGCACACUUUGACAUCAAAGUGCCGCGACACUGGCAUGCUAAUGCUUAGCUAACCGGGUGCUAGACCCAGUCAUUACAUCUGACAGUAAUAGCGCUUCGUGGUAACUAAUUUUCACUUAGCCACAGAUGCUUCGGCAAGGUCGAGUGCUAAUACGUAAACGCUUUUGUGGGAAUAAAAGGAGGAAGUAAAAGGUGCUUCCCGCCCACUCACCAACCAACACACACACACACACACACACACACACACACACACACACACACACACACACACACACACACACACACACACACACACACACACACACACACACACACACACACACACACACACACACACACACACACACACACACACACACACACACACACACACACACACACACAGAGAGAGACACACACACACACACACAUGUAUCAGAAGACGUUUCAGUCAAGCAAAACCAGGGCAAUAGCCAAUGGAGGGAUUAUGUAGCCGGUGCGUGACCAACCAACACUUAAUAAAGGCGCGGUAUUGCAUGAGACCACAGCGCACGAUGGGAAAUAUCCCGCUUCCCACAAUGGGGCCACUCUCAGUGGGGGGGGGGGGGGGGGGGACCUACAGUAGUCAUGCUACUAGGCAAGGCAGUGGCCAAGUCAACCCCCACCACACCAGCCCUAAAUACCCUUACCUUCCCCCCUAGCCAGAUAACAUGUCAUACCUACCCGGGUGCUAAAUAGCUGUAAAACAUUACAAAGUGUGUGUGUGUGUUUAAAUAAGGCAGUGGGCGGCUAUGAGCUCUUUGAGUAACAGAUGAGGUAAUGAGGUAAUAGUCCCCCUCAGAGCAGAGAGAAGGCCUGUGUGUUAGAGCGUGUGUGUGCAUGGUAAUGGGGGGGUUGUUAACCCUGGGAGCAGUUGUUGUACUAGGGAGUGGGAGGAAUUUCACUGUAAGUAAGGCUGAUAUAGCUUCACAAUUAGCUUCACUUUAGCUUAAAUAUAACUUCCCUAUAGCUUCACUAUAGCUUAACUCCGGUUCAAAUAGAGCACCGGAAAACCAUCUCAAAAAGCCAGCACUCACCGGGGCAGUCCCUGUCUUUUAACCCCCCCCCCCCCCCAAUCUCACACUCCCUCUCUCUUAUUGUCUUCCUCUUAUUUUUUUGGCUCUCUCCUUUCUCACUCUAUCAUGCACCACGGAACUCCACAUACAAUCUUAGGGUGGUUGAAGAGAAAAAAUGGAAAGAAUGAGAAAAGUGGGUCAGGGCGACCUAUUUUUCCGAUUUUUUCCUUCUCUUUCUUUCCUUCUCUCCCUCCCUCUCCCUCUCUCUCUCUCUCUCUCUCUCUCUCUCUCUCUCUCUCUCUCUCUCUCUCUCUCUCAACCCCCCCCCCCCCCACACCCGAUAGUUCAAGGGAGGCAGAGGGUGGCUGAGUUGUCGUUGGUUGGACGAGGAGCAGGGGCUGAUAGGAAGGCAGGGCCCUGUCGUGAGAUGCAGCCAUUCAGAACUGGGUCAGUGGCAGAGGGCUACUUCUUGUAAACGGCUUGUCAGACUGGGGAGAAAAGCUGCAAAUGAACCAUAGAUUAUACACCAGGAGUGGAGGCAUGGAGGUCUCUCGCUCUCUCCUCUCUGUCUCUCUCUCUGUCUCUUGUCCUCCUCCCACUUCACACACAUACACAUAUAUGGUUCGAGUGUACACAUAUGAUGGUCACACGCACACUUAUUCACACAUACAAGUUGCAUUACAGAAACAUACGUACGAACAUCGUAGGUGCAAACAGGCUCACUUCCUAGGGUACAGGCUUUACACAUGAGCACACACAAGGACACAUACUCAAACACUUGUCACAGACCCCCACACACAGGCAUAUAAAGACGCACUUGACAAAGACACACACACACACACACACACACACACACACACACACACACACACACACACACACACACACACACACACACACACACACACACUCAGUUAGAGUCUCUGAAGCAGUGUCUCCUGCUAUAGGUCUCUCUCCCACUACACCCUGGCUCCAGUAAUAGUGUGUGAUUACUGCAGUUAGCCCUGACAAGCUCAAAGCCCAGUGCUACACAAGCUUUUAAGUCAAUGCUAUCCUCUUCUUUUUUUUCUUCCUCUUUUUUUUUGUUGAAUGUUCCCCUUCCCUGUUCAUUGACACAAGGCUUCCUGUCUAUCUAAAUAUAACCCACUCUCUCACUGAUUGGCUGGGCAUUAUUCAGGUCAGCUUGUUUACUGUACCACGCUCAGCCCCUGGUCUCUGCCGUGAUUGCUUAUUCAGCUGAGAUCGUCCCUCUCUCCACACACCCUUACCGAAAGCCUGAAAGAAGAAUGUUAAAGAAGAUCACAUAAAAGGAAUGUAUUUUUAAACGGAUUACCAAAUGGCCUCUUUUAUUGGUUGUUUAUCUAUGGUCGUGCUGUUGUCACGGUCUCAGACGGAAACGUUGGGAUAAACCCAGCAGGGGGUCCUGAAUCCCUGCCUGACCAAAAAAAACAACGUAAUUAUUCAUAAUACACAAUCUGUGUGGCUGUACUCGGGUCUGAGCCCUGGGGUUUACUCCUGUAUCCUCCCUGCUCAUAACACAAGUACAAUGCACGUAUCUAUGUGUUUAUGUUUCUCUCAUGUGGUUAGGAAUCCUCCCAGUAAUGACGUUUGGUGGUCAACCCCACAGUUGGUUGGGCUUUCUUUGGAUUCGUCUUCCUUUCUUUUGUCUUCCUUGGUGCUGGAGAAGUGCUUUCCAGGCAGGGCGUGGGCGGCAUAAUGCGGGUGUUAUGAUUUUACGAGGCACAUCUUCUUCCCUUUGAUGCAACGCUCCCCCCCCCAUUCCCCCAACCCCCCGUCCCCUCCUCUCCUUGUCUGUUUCUGGCACACUGUGACAGGAGGGUAUGGGCGGGUGGGGGGGGUUCUUCACAACCAAUCACCUCGGUUGCUCGUUAGCGGCGGUGUCGCUCUGUUUCCUUCCCGGCCUCCAAUCGGGCCGAAGCCUAGCCUAGCACUAAUCAGGUUCUUGGUUUCGCUCUCGUUAAAGUGCAGCCUUAUUAGCCCAGGUGUCACACUCACAAACACAACAUCAUGUAUCCCGAGGUGAGGCUAAACAUGGCAGGGAACAGGAUUAGCCUCGGUGGGGUGGGGUUGUGCGGGCUCUGGUUAGCAUCGGCACAUGUACCCGUGGACACACACGCGAACACACACACACACACACACACAAACACACCCACGGGAAGGGUUAUGCUGUUGUGCCAUAGCUGGAGACGGCCUGCCCGGUUAACCUCCUGUGGGCAGCAGACCUGUAGCGCGUUAUUCUUAGCAGAGGAACGCGGUGUCUUCGAGCGAAAGCCCCUUACGCUAAUUGAAGACACUGCUACACUGCUCAUGGACUCCUGUCCCGACUCAAGCCCUCCUGGGAGGGGUACUGCCUGCUGGGCUUGCAAAGAGCAGGUCGUGUUUGUUGGUGUGUGAAUGUGUUUAUGUAUGUGUUUUGUAUUAAUGUCUGCGUGUGUGCGUGUAUAUGUGUGAUUAAUCACAUUUGGAAGCCAUCUUCCUAAAUUUUGCACACACAUACUUGCAUACGCAAGCUAAACAUAACUUGUUACACCCUUUUAGAUUAAAGAUCCAACUGGGGCUUAUUACCAUAAUGUGAUUAUAUAUAGUAUAUGCAAUCAUAUAUAUUUUUUAUAAUAAUAAUUAUCAUAUUGCUGCAAUGCAACAGAAAUGUGUAUAUAAUAAUGUGUGUGUGUGUGUGUGUGUGUGUGUGUGUGUGUGUGUGUGUGUGUGUGUGUGUGUGUGUGUGUGUGUGUGUGUGUGUGUGUGUGUGUGUGUGUGUGUGUGUGUGUGUGUGAGUGUGUCGUGAAAAAAGACACAUUGAAAAAAGGAAAGAUAUAUAAAAGGACGUUGUUGUUGUAAUGUGUGUUAUUAGAUUUCUGAAAGCCAGGCAUAAUGCCUCGGACCAGAUGGUCCCCAGCAGCCCUGGGUAUGGCUCUUGAUAACAUUACAGUUGUGAAAAGGUCAGGCUCAUAGGAAAGUCUGUGUGUGUGUGUGUGUGUGUGUGUGUGUGUGUGUGUGUGUGUGUGUGUGUGUGUGUGUGUGUGUGUGUGUGUGUGUGUGCGCGCGUGCAUGUGUGUAUGUGUGUGAGAGGGGGCUGCCAUUCGCCGUCCCCUUCUUCACCUCAAUUCACUCCCUGCUACUCCCACUAUUAAGGUGUGUGUGUGUGUGUGUAUGUGUGUGUGUAUGUGUGUGUGUCUGUGCGUGUGCGUGCGUGCGUGCGUUAGAUCCGUUCAGAAAAGGCUGGGGGAAGCUUGUUAAGUUCUAAACCCUUUUCAUGGAUUCAACAUACUGGCAAUAGCACGGAUGCAAAUAUUGACUCUGGUCGCCUGAACCUUGGCAUGCGGCGCGGCGAGGUUCGGCAGGAGCUGCACUGCAAUAUUUGCAUGCUGAUAAAGCCCUUGUUCGGUGCCUUACAGUAGGCUCUGUGUGGUUCUCAUGCCCGCUCCUCCAGCCUUGGACUAUGGACCCCGGGCUGUAUGCACACAGCAGGUGAACCCAGGCGGCUUUCCUCCGAGAUCCCCCAUGUGCUUCUGACAAGCCUUUAUCAAAACAAUCACUCCUGCUUCUCUCUCUGCCUCCCUCUCUGCCUCUCUCUCUCCCUCCCUCUGUGUCUAUGGCUCUCGCCCUAUCUUUAUUUGUCUCUCUGUGUCUCUCUCUAACUCUAUCUUUAUCUAACUCGAUCCACCCUGACUUUCACUCUCUCCUCGACCCCCACUGUGGUUUGCAGUGUGUGCACCGUGCUGGAAGGAACUGAAGCUCGUUGCUGUCAGGAAGGGAUUGGUGGGUGGGUGGGGGGAUGGGGGGGGGGGGUUAUUUGUGUUGGUGCUACUGGUCACUGUGUCCCGUAUUCCGAUAACUAACUUGGAGCGGGGGCAGAGCUUAGCGUUAAUGUUUAAAAGUAAGUUGGUCAUUUUAACAGUAAAGAAAAAUAGACAAAGAAAACGAAAUAACAAAAAGGAAACAGAAGAAGAAUCCUCUUCGCCUCGCUGCCUCUCCUCCUCCUCCUACUCCGAAUGUCACGGGUGCCCAGACAUGAAGGAGAGUUGAGGGGUGGGUGGAGGUGGAGGCGCUUCACCGGGUGGCGGUUGGGGGAUAGGGGAGGGGAGGGGGGGGGUUGGGGGAGGUUGAGGGGGGCACUCCGGUGAGACAUUUUGAAAUUCUGUCUGUAUCUCGGAGCGACGGUGGAGGUUAAAGAUACAGCAUCGUGAUAAAUCUCUUCCCACCAGGGGGACGAGAGAUAAGGAGUGGGCGUAGAUUGAAUGAAAGAGAGGGAGAGGGGAGAGAGACAUAGAGGAGAGGAACAGAAACGGGAGGAGGGGAGCGGUUGUGGUGGUGGUGGGGGUCUGGGGUCUUUUUUUUUUUUGUCUUGCAGAUCCAGUUCAAGGGCGCCCGCGGGCGAGGUAGCUCUCACUGGCUGCCGUGCCAAUGCUGCGGCUGAAGGUCAUAUGAGCCAGCCCUGUGACAUUAAAGAGGAACAGGAAAGGGGAACUGCGCGCGUAUGUGUGUGUGUGUCAGUGUGUGUGUGUGUGUGUGUGUUUAUGUGUAUUUCCGUCUGUGUGUCUGUGUGUCUACUCCAGGCUCGCACGGAAUCAAGUUGUAAGGGAACGGUGACCUUUAGCUCUCUCUCCCUCAUGCUCUCUCUAUCACUCCUCUCUUCUGCUCUGCUUCCCCUGGUUUUCACUCGAUGUUUUUUUUGUGAUAGAGGGCAAAAAGCUUUUUUUUUAAGGGCCUGUAAUGAGAGUGUCUUAUUCUGUCUACACAGAGCCAAGAGAUGCUUGGUUAACUGCUUUGUAGUUGCCAGCCACACAUGCAGACUGUGUGUGUGCGUGUGUGGGUGCGUGUGUGUUGUUGAAAGAGGGAUAGAUGGGCAAAGAGAUGGAGGAGAGAAGUUUGGAGUGUUAAAAAAACCUCAAGGAGGAUGGCAGAUGAAAAAAGGUCCUAAAGUUAUUUAAAGGGACAGGACGCCAGCAGUGCCGGCCUGCCUGGAUUGUGACUUUCAGUAUGGUGAACUUCAGGGUGAUCUCCCUCUUAGUUACUAUAAAAGUAUUGCUGCAGUACCACUGACAGAUGUCAGACUGUGUCCUCCUGGGUGAUUAACGCCCAUCUGAAUAGUUUGGAGUUUCUUCCCUAGAUGACCUGCCAUCCUCCUUAGGUAAGAUGCUUAUCCGAGACAGGUUCUUUUAAAUGAUCAGUUUUCACUGUAGAUCGUCUCUCUGAACUGAUUCUAAAAUCAUUCAGGAUGAGAAAAACUGUUUGCGUUGCAUUUUGUCCCAUAAGGAGUGUGACUGAAGAGUCUUUCUCCAAAAAAAACCCAGAACAGUAGUUUCUUCAGCUGAUAUACUGCAGACUAUGUACAAUAUGCACACAUUGUUAUUCAUUGUAAGCUAAUAUCCAAUAGUUCAAAUUAGCCUUUUAAUUUGUAAACAUUCAGUUACUUCUGACAAGUGACCUGAUGUACGAGAGAACACAGCGUAAACAAUGAUGAAGUAAAGUCCUCGAGUACUUUUUCAAUAAAUGUGUCAGCUCACAAACUUGGCUAUGCAUUGCAUUGCACAUGUAUUGGAAGUAGCCAUGGUUACCACCUCCUAGAUCUCAGUAACCCGUAGAUGGAACAGUAUAUAGCCUAAUACUUCCACUUUGCAAUCCACACCGUCCAGUAUCGUUGAUAAGAUCUGAAGUGAGCCUGGGAUCGCACAUUGAACUGUUUCACUCCCUUCAGGAGUUGAGUUACACUCCUAUAGAUGAGCUGACCCACUCUGACGGUGUUGUUUACAUUGUAGAGGCGUGACCUACAGGCAAAUCAUGUGUAGGCCUGCAGGUGUAUUCAAUGGCGGAUGCUCCGUGCCAGCAAUAUCUCAGCCUAAGAUAGCGGAGCGGAGCGCUUUUUCUAACCGUAAUGGUAAUGACACCAAAUUUUGUAGCUUUUUGAAAAAUGCCUCUAUUACUGAGCAUCUAUCAUCUUUUAUAGCCAGAACAUGGGGGAGGAGAAUGCGUCUGCCCUUUAAUUUUUAAUGUUAGCCCGAGUCGUCGCUCUGCUGACAAUGUAUUGGAUUCGAUCCCCUUAACUUCCCUGAUCUUUUCAGAAGAUAAAGGGCAUGUAGUUGCCAGAGUGGACCCCGGAUCGUGCUUGCAAUCAUCUAAUUGUUAUUUUAGAUGUACGUGAGAGCACAAUAACAAACUAGUUAUUGCUUGAGUGCAUAGUCACUCUCCCAGUGCUGCUAAUGGAGCAGCCCCCAGCCUAUGCAUCAAUAUGACAAGACAGAUUAGCAUCUCAAGACUUUGGGAGCGUUUUAGCAUAAUGGCAUCCUGGCAUACAGGAGACCCGCUGAAAGAACAAGGGAGGGACCAGCUAACCUCAGUUAGCUGAGUCAUGACAAUGGAAAACACGGGAAUGGAAGUUUCUGGAGAGCGUGCCAGAAAACACGAACGUGCCACUUCGACGUUUGCAUUGUCAAGCAUGUUGAAAUAAUACAAGCUUUCACGUUUCAUUAUUAUUUAUUAUUUUGUGUAUCCCUAAAUCAGUGGGUAAUUUAAGUAAGUAUCAGAGUAGGGCAGAGGUUUUGAGUGUUUAAGGUAACUGUAAUGGGGAAUUGAUCAGAGCAUGCAACAUUAAUGGAUUAAAAGCUGUUAUGUCAAUCCUGUUUAAGGGAAUUGAUGUUCACUUGCCUGACUUCCUCUUUCUGCUCAGGUUCGCUGGGUGUUCUCUAAAUGGCUGCAAAAUGGGUCCUGACACAGAAGGGGGAAAACUGCUGGCAGAAAACUGCUAUGCGCUGGACUCCCCGGGAUAAGACUCAGCCCAUGGAGCUGCUAGUAUUUCAAGCAAGUGCUUGUAAAACCAACAUUUACAAAUUAGGUUUUCACGAACAUUAGCCUUCGCUUGCCAACAUCAGCACCGACGCCCACUGUUAUUUUACAAAGGUCAAAAUUUCAGCCAGUAAGAAAUCCUCAUGAAUUAUGAAUUACCGCUGACAUUACUAGGUGAGAUUAAUAUAUGCAGCAUAUAAAGUGUGCGCUUUGGAGGUAAAGUUAUUUAUUCACAUUAUUCAAUGAACUGAAUGAUCGUGAUAAACAAUUGCGUUUGGAUAUUAUCUGAACCGUUUGCACAAUUUAUAAAGGUUAUAUAAAAUCCUGAUUCGAUAAAAUCCUGAUGUUACACAGCUACAAAACCAAGGGCAAAAUGGUUUCGGGUAAGUCCAGAAAUUCGGUUAAGUAUCCGCAAACUCUUUCUACUUUCUACUCAGACAGGAUUUACAGGAUAAGUGUCCCUCGCUCUUCUGACGCAAUCGGCUUGAACACUCAACCACUCAAAGCUGGAUUUGACGCUCCACUGAACCCUGUUGAACUUUGACACGUCCCCCCGAUGGGCGACUGGUAAAGCUGAAAGGGUGCCACCAUAAGAAGCCCCCGAAGGUUUGGGAGUAACUAUCCUCCUGAGCAAUGGAAUGUGUCAACAGAAACUCUGUGGAGAAAUCCUGCUGACUGCUACGUUCCUCUCGCACAAGCCCGGAGCCGGGGCCUUCUGGGAUCAACCACUGUUCAGAGGCACAGAGCAGUGCCAGUAGGGCCCUCUUGCCCUAGAAUGGCUCUACGUGUGUUGGCAGUUUCAUUGCCCUGCUGACUGUAUAAAGAGACACAUCUAGUCAGUGGAUCCUCGUACCAACCCCCGCUGGACUCAUUCUGGGCGGCAACUGCUUACCUUCUGUUUCUCUGUUCUUCGGAAGUACAUGCCACUGUCAGUCAAAUGAUCCAGUGGACAUUGCUUUCCCAGUAGCAUUGCCAAACCAUACGAGGGACUCCUAGUAUUGAACAUGACUCAUGGGGAGGAGCCUGGCCCUGAGACACACAAGGAUUCAGCUGUUCUAACUUAUCUGGAAGGUUUACUGAUGCAUCCGGUGGUGACCGGGUCCGGGGCCACGGCGAGCAGGAGGUCGGAGGCAGCCCACCACAACCAGGAGCAGGCCGACAAGGUGGGAGGCUCCUUCCAGCUGCCUAACCACGGCCCUGCCACACCCAAGGCCGGGACCAACGGGCCCUCACUGGGUGUCUCGCAGAACCUGAAGAAGGCCCGUCUGCUGCGCUCCGAGGUCUGGAACGAGCCAGUGAACCAACGCGUGAGCCCCCCUUUGGCGGAACUAAAUGGCCAAGGGGGAGGUUUACAGAACGGAAACCGGGAGGGCUCUCCACAUGCCGGGGAGAGCACCCUGCUGGCCUCCCUGCUCCAGUCCUUCAGCUCCCGGUUGCAGAGCGUGGCCUUGUCCCAGCAUGCCAAUAAGCCAGCCAGUGAGUGUUCCCCACCACCCAAGGCCCCCGCCACAGAGAAAGAGCCGCUUCCUGUUUAUGGCACGGCAUCAAGCCGCUUGAAGGGACUGAUGAGGAAAAAUAAACUGCAGAAUCAUAGCAACACGCCUUACAGCCGCCGCGGACACAACCAGGACAGACCUCCAGAGUCACCGCGCUCGGCACACAGCGCCACGCCUCCAUCUGCUCCCGUGUCGACCGAGACCGUGUCCUGCACCGAGCGCCUCAAGGCCGUUGCCAACAUGGUGAAGAUUCGCUCCAGCCCGGCUCCCUCACCCAAACCCAGCGUGGCCUGCAGUCAGCUGGCACUGUUGCUCUCCAGCGAGGCCCACCUGCAGCAAUACUCCCGUGAGCAUGCGCUGAAAGCCCAGCUCUCGGGCCGCUCUGCCAGCGAACGGCUCGCUGCCAUGGCAACACAGCAGCUAGGUCAGGGCAAAAGGCCACCCAGCGCAGGAGAGGCUCCUCCUGUAGCCCAAGAUGGAUUAAGCCCCCUCACCACCCAGAACGGGAAGACGUCAACAAACACGGCUACUCCAACACUCCCACGUAUGGCCCAUUCCUGCCCUCAGAGCCCUUCCCUGCUCCACAGUCGCAGCCAGAGCCAGACCUCCCCUCCCCCAGUCGCCCAGGGUGUCAGCCACGCCCCGAGCCAGCAACCCAGGGAAAAGCGGGGCUUUGACUCCCGUCCCAUGCGCCCCCCACAGACCUGCAGCAGUUUGCUGCUGCUGCUUCUCAACAACCACAACAACCAGAAGCAGCUGACCAAGAACGGCCACCUGGAGGAGAGCUGUGGCCUCCUGCCGCCCAGUGGCUCUUCCUCGGUCACCUCCGACAGCGAGUGCUCCACUCAAGAGAGGAGCGUGGCCAAGGACAGCAGUGACGCUGAGAGCACCUACUCAAGCAGCUCGCCCAUCGACCUCUCAUUGAGAGGCCGGGCCAAUGCCCACGCCUCCGGAUACAAGGUCAACACCACCACCGCCACCACCUCUUCCUCCUCCUCCUCCUCCUCCUCGUUGUCCUCCUCCUCCACAGUCUUCUCAUCUGCCCCUGCUGCGUUCUCACCCCCUCCCUCUGCUCACUGUUCCUCUGUAACCUUCUCAUCCCCCAGUGCUGUUGUCCCCUCUGCCUCUUCCUCCUUUGCCUCUCCAUCCUCCUCCUACAACACAUCUUCCUUAGACAAGCUGACCGAAACGCUGAUAAACAAGUGGAAACCAGAGCCAUCCUGGUCGCAGGGCCCCAAGAGCCAUGAGCCUGAAUCGAAGCCAGACAUUAAAUCACAUUCUAAGGUCACUCUCAUGCAGCUCCUCCUUGAACGCAGGAAUAAUGACAACAAGGGGAAUAGAUGUGCAGCUAAUGAGGAUUUGCCACUUGACGUGACCAUGGCCACCAUGUCUCGGGGCCCAGCCGAUGAACUUUUGGCCUGGGAUGAAUCCAGGACAAAGAGCCCCUUGGAAAAGCUAGGAGCUUCGGCCCAGUCCCGCUGUUCCCUCAGCCGAGACCCCGGCGGCUCACUGUCGCUUCAUUCCUCCCCCUCCCCCCACAUUCAAUCCAGCCCACUGGAUUUGUGCAAAUCUAAAUCCUUCCCUGCUGAGAAGGCUUCGGAGCCAGCCUUCAGUGCCAGUAAAUUGUUGCAGAAUUUGGCCCAGUGUGGUACGGCGUCACCAUCUCCGCCAAUGCCCCUAAGCAAAGUUCAGGGCCAGGAUGUGGAAGUUGGAAAGCCCCUAGUACUGUUGGAGAGACUCAGUGCCCCCAUCCACAGGAACACCACCACUCCUUUGUCCGAAAGGCCCUCAGGCAGUGGCACGCCGUUCAGCCGCAGUGAGGCCUCUCCCCCGUCCUCCCAGAUUGAGAACCUUCUAGAGAGGCGCACAGUGCUGCAGCUGUUGCUAGGAACAGGCUCGGCCGCAGCCACGGUUCACCGCAAAGACAGACCUGUGGCUGGAGGUGCGCCGAGGACAGUGGAGUGGCCCGGGAUGAGCUUUGAGAAAAGCCUCGGCACCUCGGUCAUCUGUGACAGCUCUAACGGCCCCGCUGUAGACGUCAAGGUCAAAACAGAGGCCGAAGAGGAAGUGGCUCGAUCUCCGGCCACCUCCGUGGAUUCAGUGGUCAGAAAGAGAAGGGGGGGCCCUGACAAAAACAGCCCUACCCCAGACCCCCCACAUGACUUUAAAACAGAGCCACGGCCUGCAGAGGUCAUUGCCAAAUACGGCCUUCUCAGUCAGCUCCUGAAACAACAGAAUGCUACAUACUACAGCAGUGCUGCUAUGCAGACAGAGACACAGCCCAGACCGGUGAAGGAGGAACAGAGGGAUUACCACGGGCCCAGCCCAAAGAAAAGACGCCCGUUCCCUGAUGUGACCGACAGCGUCCACAGUAUCAGGUCCCCAAGGGCAGUGGAUAGCGGGGAUGGAGGCAACACUCGCCCAUCUCCUUUCCAGGAGGAUCCUCCUCAACAAAGGAGGCCCAAGGAGGAGGAAGCUCUAAGCGGCAGUCCCCCAAGUGAAUACCUUGCCAGAGAAAGCCGUGGAUUCAACGUGCUUAAACAGCUUCUGCUGUCUGAUAACUGCCUGAAGGAACUGUCCCAGCAGUCCAGGGGUGCACCCAGCCCCUCAGUGCUGCAGACCAAUGGCAAGGCCAACGGAAGCAUCCUCAGUCAGCCCACCCACAACAACCACAACUUCCUCCAAUCACCAUGGCAGCCCCACAGCUCACUCAGUUCGGGGCUCCCAGGUAACCUCAGACCCCUGCCAACGCCUCCAGCCUGCGAAAUCCCUCUGCGCUCCCCCUGGGGACGCAAUGUGAGCCACCUUAGCCCUUGGCAAGUACCCCCGAAAAGGGAUGCACCAACUCUGGUCAAACAAGAACCAGAGAGCCCGUCACGGUGGGCAGGGCAGGAGGAAGAGGCGGAGGGCUGUGACUCAAACCCCGACUCUCCCCGGCUGACCCGCUCCAACCCUAUCCUCUAUUACAUGUUGCAGAAGGGUAGUGCUCAGCUGAGGAAGGAGGCUAGGGAUCAGACAGAAGGGAACCCGCCCAUGGUCCGCGUUAAGGAGGAGCCAAUCAGUGACGUGCAUGCUUAUGAACACAAACUGAGCUCCGCCCCACACUCGCCAUCCCACAAUGAAAAGCACAGCCACAAGAGCCAGCGGCUGAGCCAAUCAUCUGAAUAGAGGUUUUAUCUAAGGUAGAAACCUUUAUCAAAACAGAAAAAAAUGACUAAAGAUUACAAUUAUACUUUUUCGUUCUUUUUUACUGACUUGCCAAAUUGGUUUGCAGUUUAAUGAAAUGAAAUGACAGAAUGCUGAAUAUACGAUUUUUUUGUAAACUGGCGCAAGUUCAAGUUCAAAGACAUAUAUCAUGACUUUGUUAUUUAAAAUGUUUAGGUUAUUGAAUGGUACAGAAUAGCUCUAUGUUAGCAGAAUGUCAAUCGAUUAAACCAAAAUAAUGGAAGCAUCCAAUCUAUUUUCCUCCAUUUCUGAUAGUCAUGCAAUUGUAUUUAACCUUCUGAAUUCCAAAGUCCACCUAAAAAAUUGGGUACAAUUUGUCUGAUUUUUUCUCAAACCAGUCCCAAUCAGUUUUUUAUCUGGUACAGAAUAAAAUGAAUUAGGGUAAGCACAGCAGUCCUUUACAAAGAAGUACACCAAGAAACAUUUAAAGGACGACCCUAAAGACUAUAUUCACAGCAACGGAAGAGAUAAUUCCAAUGAUGAAUGUUUUGGUUAUUUUCAUCUCUGAUUCCCUCAAGAAUCAUGGUUUAUUUAAAAGUUAAAUCAUAAAACAGUAAAUUGCGGUCAACAAUUCAUUGUAAUUUGCUUUGAUCUGAAUUGAACUUGUUAGACUAAAUUUCAACAGUGCAAAUUUCCAUGUCUAUACUGGGGGAAUGUGCACUUUGUUGCAGUGGCAAGAAACUAUCACCUUCCCAUUCAUUGUAAACUAGCACUAUUUUGCCAAUGCACACAGACAUGGCAUCAAGCUGUUGGAUCUUUACAUAUAGUCCGAAAUUCAGACCAAAGUUUGCACUGUUGAUAUGUUUCUAGUCUUUGGUGUCCUACGGAUAAGUUCAUGGCAUGUUAUAAACAAUGUCAGUAUUGUUAUAUGUUGAGAAUUUGACAGUUUGUGACUUUAAUCAUUUCUUGACUCUUGUGCUGUAUGGACACCUUUUUUGUGGCGGUCUCUUAAGUCAUAAAAUGUCAGAAGAAUUGCAUGAAAAUAAAGAAGAAGAAAAAAACCACAUAGGUACAGUUUCCAUUGCAGCUGGAUCUAUGUACCUGCCCCAAUCCUGUAAUACUCACCAAGACAUGCUGGUGUCUUGAGGGAUACCUGGUUUCUAGCUCCUUAUUUUUGAUUGUACUGUAUUUUUCUCAGUAUCAGUUUUAGUUUCACACACUGUGUUGUCCAUUACUUUAAGUACAUAUACCUUAUGAAUAAUGUUUCUUCUAAUACAAAUACAUUUUCACAAUGGUUAAAUAUAUUUGUGUAAAUAGUACUUUCAUUAUGAAAGAUGACUAUUUUGUAUUGUUGAAGAAAAAGAUAUUACCCUAGUUUUUAAUUCCCUGAAUAUGUAAAUAUGAAUUAUAUGCGUACUAGUGUACAUACAAAGGCAGAGGAUGCUAUGCCCAUCUCUUUUCGUUUGUUUUCUUUUCGUUGGUUUGUUCUUUGCAUGUGUCUCAAUGUGGUAACUGAUAAUCCUAUCCUGCGCUGUGUCGUGUAACAAUAUGUCUGACUCGUCACUGCUGCUUGGUGCAUGCAGACGCAUGGUGAAACUACCUGUGUAUCCCUACUGGUGAUGGGGGUGGGUGGGGGGUGGGGGGGUGGGUCGGGCGGGAAAUGUCAAGUCUUAAAAUAGGUCUUCAUUUUUUUUUUUUUUCUCAAGGCGGUUCGUUUAGAAUAUGAACAGUCCCUAAAUAACCACAUGGCUAUUGAGCAAGUUGACGAAGAUGUGUGAAAAUAUAUGUGCAUUGAAUAUUUUUGUGAUCUUUCUUUUAUUUCUUUUCUGUUACUGGUUAAGAAAAGGCUCUGUGAUGUGACCUGGGCUUGGGGCUGUUAUGGCGGAUUGACGUACAAUCAUAGACAUGCAUUGUGCAUCUGAGAAAUACAUUUGUAGCAACAAAUUGAAAAAAAAAGGUGUUUCAUUUUUCCAUGUGAAGAAAUGAAACCUAAUUUCAUUUUUUAUGUUGUCAUUUUUGGUGUUCAUUUGCACUGAUAUCUCAAAAAUAAAGUUCUAAAAUGCA
Molecule: messenger RNA, 16851 nt
Organism: Gadus macrocephalus (Pacific cod)
Lineage: Eukaryota; Metazoa; Chordata; Actinopteri; Gadiformes; Gadidae
Gene: nrip1b
Product: nuclear receptor interacting protein 1b
Exons: 2
Coding region: 11131-14790 (1219 amino acids)
Biological process (GO): regulation of transcription by RNA polymerase II
Cellular component (GO): nucleus
Molecular function (GO): signaling receptor binding; transcription coregulator activity
Source: RefSeq, a predicted model, not a curated record